CAAAAAGAUCAAAUUUUUACUCUCACUCUCUUUUUACAGUUAUGUAUCUUUAAUCAGAUGGAUUCUAUUAUUGAUGAUGGGGUUGGUUCUUUACCAACAAGAUAUAACUCUGCAACCAUGUUAGUUUUCGAUGAAAAGUCUAAGAAACGAUCGUCUCAUCCGCUAUCUUCUUCAAGACAAUCGUUACUUGAAGGAUCUCAAUCUUCAUCCCAUUUGUUACCAGAACCGUCCUUGAAAUCGGUUAGCAAUUAUAAAAGUACUUAUGAUUACACCCCCAAAGAGAACGUGGUAGCGGAAAAGGUCAAACUGCAAACCGUGGGACAUGAUGAGGUCGUUAGUCAAACUGCAAAAGAUUAUUUUCAUAAGACUGUUGGUGAAGAGAUCGGUAUGAUAGGAAAUGCUGUUCCUGGUCCUGGUUCUGUUCCUAGUCAUGUUGAGUUUCACUCGAGCCCACAAAACAGUGUAUACUCAAAUUCACAUUUUACAGAAGCCAAACAAAGUUUCACCAGUACUGAAGUCAGUGAAAUUGGAAGUAUAGUUGAGAAGACGGCUGAAAUUGGUGAAGUUAGUGAAUCAUGUGACUAUAUCGAAAGCAACAAAACAAGUAGUAUGUAUAGGGGAAGCACCGGGAGCGAUCUUAGUGAUGACAGUAGCUCGAGUAGUUACAACAGUGCUAUUUACAAACCCCACCAACAAAACGACACAAGAUGGGAAGCAAUUCAGGUUGUGAAAUCAGAAAAUGAAUCGGGUUUGCUAGAAAUGAAACAUUUUAGACAGAUAAAGAGAUUGGGAGGGGGUGAUAUUGGAAGCGUUUAUCUUUCUGAGUUGAUUGGUACACGAAACUACUUUGCCAUGAAAGUGAUGGAUAAAGCAAGUUUAGCGAGCAGGAACAAGCUCUUGAGGGCACAAACAGAAAAGGAAAUCCUGCAGUCUUUAGAUCACCCUUUUUUGCCCACUUUGUAUGCCCAUUUUGACACAGAGAAGUUGUCUUGUUUGGUGAUGGAGUAUUGUCCAGGUGGAGAUUUGCAUGCUGUCCGCCAAAAACAACCCGGGAGGUUUUUUCCGGAGCACGCAGCCAGGUUUUAUGUAGCAGAAGUUCUCCUUGCUUUAGAAUAUCUGCAUAUGCUUGGGAUCAUCUAUAGAGACCUUAAACCGGAGAAUGUCUUAGUGAGGGAAGAUGGUCACAUAAUGCUAUCAGAUUUUGACCUCUCUUUAAGAUGUGUUGUGAAACCAAGACUGGUUAGAUCUGUGAACACUACCAUGGAACCAAAAAACUCUGCUUCACGUAUUCAGCCCUCAUGUAUCGAACCAUCUUGUAUGUUCCAGCCAUCCUGUUUGCAACCCAUGUGUUUUAGUCCCCGGUCCAUGAACAAGCAAAAAAAAGAAAAGAGAUCUAAAAUUAAAAUGGAGAUAUACAAUCAAAUGAUCCCACUGCCUGAGCUUAUUGCAGAGCCGACAAAUGCACGGUCAAUGUCGUUUGUGGGGACCCACGAGUACUUGGCACCGGAAAUCAUCAAGGGUGAAGGCCACGGCAGUGCUGUUGAUUGGUGGACUUUCGGGAUAUUCCUUUACGAACUGUUGUUUGGAAAAACACCGUUUAAAGGGGCAAAUAACCGGGCAACAUUGUUCAAUGUGGUUGGACAUCCACUGAGGUUUCCAGAAACACCCUCGGUUAGUUUUGCAGCAAGGGAUUUGAUCAGGGGUUUGCUGGUAAAAGAACCACAACAUCGGCUUGCUUAUAGGAGAGGGGCGACAGAGAUUAAACAGCACCCGUUCUUUCAGAGUGUGAAUUGGGCGUUGAUCCGGUGUGCAACUCCACCUGACGUGCCAGUAGUGUCAUCAGAGAAUGUAGAUGUGAAUCCUGCUGGUAACAACUACUUAGAUAUUGAUUUGUUUUAGAUUAGAAAUUUGUAAAGAAUCUAAUGAUGAAAAUGCAUCUUGUAUGUAUGUACGUGGUUUUGGUAAAGUCUAUGUUUUGCCAGGAAAAAAAUUGAGUCCUUAGUCA
Erigeron canadensis is the source of this 2005-nucleotide messenger RNA. RefSeq names its product serine/threonine-protein kinase D6PK-like. Lineage: Eukaryota; Viridiplantae; Streptophyta; Magnoliopsida; Asterales; Asteraceae. Gene Ontology annotation, cellular component: plasma membrane; cytoplasm; nucleus. Bases 58 to 1899 code for a protein of 613 amino acids. The transcript is spliced from 3 exons. The record is from RefSeq and is a predicted model, not a curated record. Gene Ontology annotation, biological process: protein phosphorylation. Gene Ontology annotation, molecular function: ATP binding; protein serine/threonine kinase activity.